GGGGAAUAGAGUUCUGCACCAGGAAGAAAGGCGGGACGUGGAGCAGAGAACAGCAGGUUUGAGGAUCGCUGUGCCCUGCUAACAGGAAAGUGGGCAGCUGAACCCAGAGCAUCUCAGGGAACCACGUCACUCCCUAGUCUCCAUGGCAGAAGAGGAGACCAUCCUACAGAUCACCAGGAACCUGAAAAAUGCUGUCUCCGCCAUCCUCCAGGGAUACGGGGAUGGGCAGGGGCCUGUGACAGACACCAGCGCUGAGCUACACAGACUCUGUGGCUGUCUGGAGCUGCUACUGCAGUUUGACCAGAAAGAGCAGAGGAGCUUCCUGGGGGCUCAGAAGGAUUACUGGGAUUUCCUCUUCACUGCCCUGCGACGACAGCGGGGAUGCACGGAGCAGAUCAGCUUCGUAUGCUCACAGAGCAAGCUGAAGACCUCUCUGGGAAAGGGUCGCGCCUUUAUCCGGCUCUGCCUUGCCUGUGGACAGCUGGCCGAGUCAAUGCAGUUGUGCCUCCUGAGCCCAGAUCUCACUAGGGAAUGGUAUGGUCCCCGGAGCCCUCUGCUGUGCCCUGAGCUCCAGGAAGAAAUCUUGGACUCUCUUUAUGCCCUCAACGGAAUUGCCUUCAACCUGGAUCUGCAGCGGCCAGACCUGGAUGAAGACUGGCCCAUGUUCUCAGAGUCCCGCCACUCCAAUCCCAGCCGGACCCAGGAAAGAAGACCCAGAAAGCCAGAAGGUUUCCCAAAGGAGGCGAGCUGCUCCAGAGGACAGCUACAGGGACCAGAUGCCCGUGGAACCAGCUGUCUGCAAGAUGCACCCAAGGAAGACCACCAACAUGACCUCCCUACCCCCUUGCAGCAUGGCCAUCUUCCCACCUCUUUGGAAAAGAAGAGAGGGGAUUCCAGGAGCCUCAGUUGUCCCCAGAGCAUUCGAGAAACAGAAGGGGAUGAAUUUCAGCUAGACCAGAAGGAAGGAGGCCCAAAGAACAGAAAAUCCCCAAAGAAUUCAGCAGCAUGCAGCCAGCGACAGAGGGAGGGAGCUAAGGAGGCACAAAAGGAGGUGACAGGAAUAGAAAAUGGAGGCACAGGAAGUCUGACAAUGACAGAAGGCCAGAGAACAACAGAAGGGACCCAGGAAAGGGAAGCAGACUGGGACCAUGACCAAGGGCUGGUGACCCCCAGCCUUCAAGGAAGGGUAGAAAACAGAGCAUUCAGGAACAGGCAGGGGUGGGAUCAGCCUAGUGUUCUAGGGCAGCUCUGUGUCCUGCAAGGCCUGGGAAUAAAGGAAGACUCCUCCACAGAGAAGCCACAACAGUGGACAGGAGUGAGCAGUAUGAGCAGGCAGAAGGGUCGAGCAGAAGAGCCAUUGCAGGAGGUGGUCAAGGACCCCAGGUAUGAGCUCCAGCUGGCAAAGGAACAGGCCCAGCGCCAGGAGCAGCUGCUGCAGGCCCAGGAAAGAGAGCUGCAGACACUCCAGGAGCAACUCAGCAGGUGUGAGGCAGAAAGAGCCCGCUUGCAAAUGAUGCUGGGACAGAAGCAGCAGGAGGCUGAGAGGAGGGACGCCAUGUAUGAGAAGGAGCUGGAAGGGCAGAGGGACCUGGUCCAGGCCAUGAAAAGGAGAGUGUUGGAACUGAUUCACGAGAAGGACCACCAGUGGCAGAGGCUCCAGCAGCUGUCUACCGUGGCCGCUGGACACUGCAUGGACUGCAACAAGGUCUUCAGGCGUCUGUCUCGGCGCUAUCCCUGCAGUGUGUGUGUGUGUCACGCGCGCGCGUGCAUGCAUUUGCAUGCACAUGUGUGCCACAGCACAUGUGUAGAAAACAGAGAGCAACUUGCAGAAAUUGGUCCUCUUCUACCAUGCUCUGUGGAGGCCUGGUGUGCCACGCCUGCUCUGCAGACUACAAGAAGAGGGAGCACUGCUGCCCAGCCUGUGCCCAGCGGGAAGAAAUCCAAAUCAACUGACCGGUCACAAGAGGAGCCUAAGACAGCCACCCCCUUCAUCCCCCAGCUCCCUCCCUCCCUGAAGUAUGGCCACACUUUUCUUCUGGAAGCUGGUGAGCCGAGGCACCAGCACAGCUGUGAGGGGUGGGAGAGGACUUAAUGCUGGCCGUCCACAGACAGACUGACUUAGCUCUGCCUUCCUGUGGAAGAGGCUGAAUGGAACAUGCCUCAGCUCUAGAAGCUUGCAUCUGAUGCAAGGAAGACAGGCUAUGAACCCUUCGUAAAGUUCUUAGAGGCACAGUGAGUCCGUGACCAUGAAUAAGAACAGCCCAAGCCCAGCUGUUUCCUAUCCACACUUCCCUCCCCCCAACCCCUCACAGGAAGUGAAGCCCAAAUACACUGGGCUUUGCAAUCUCCCCCUCCAAUCUAUUUCAGGGAUCAUCGGUUUGUUUCAUUUUUCAUAGAUUUACAGGGGUACUGUUGACGUAUAAUAAACAUUGCAUAAAUUUGA
Molecule: messenger RNA, 2443 nt
Organism: Microtus oregoni (creeping vole)
Lineage: Eukaryota; Metazoa; Chordata; Mammalia; Rodentia; Cricetidae
Gene: Rufy4
Product: RUN and FYVE domain containing 4
Exons: 13
Coding region: 143-2092 (649 amino acids)
Biological process (GO): positive regulation of macroautophagy
Source: RefSeq, a predicted model, not a curated record